Cydia amplana is the source of this 3208-nucleotide messenger RNA. RefSeq names its product importin-11 (gene Impbeta11). Lineage: Eukaryota; Metazoa; Arthropoda; Insecta; Lepidoptera; Tortricidae. Gene Ontology annotation, biological process: protein import into nucleus. Gene Ontology annotation, cellular component: cytosol; nuclear envelope. The record is from RefSeq and is a predicted model, not a curated record. Bases 140 to 3151 code for a protein of 1003 amino acids. The transcript has 19 exons. Gene Ontology annotation, molecular function: small GTPase binding.
AAAAAACUUGACAUUGACAACUCGCGGCUGGUUAUUUCGCAUACCUAGGUCCAUUAUCAUUACAAAGAAUUUCGGAAGCUUGUGUGGUUUUUACGAUGAGUUACAUCUUGAAAUUACUUCAGUAACUUUCUAGCUCACCAUGGAUCCAAACAUCUAUGCGCUGGUGCUAGACACCCUGAACCGGGCGACUAGUCAGGACGCAGAGGUGCUGAAGCCAGCCGAAAAGAAGCUGCAAGAAUGGGAGAUAGAACCCGGCUUCUACUCUGUCCUUCUGGAUGUCCUAUCCAACCACACCAUAAACGUGAACGUCCGCUGGCUCGCCGUCAUGUGCUUCAAGAACGGCGUGGACCGCUACUGGCGCCGCAACGCGCCGCACGCCGUCUCCGACCAGGAGAAAGAGAAACUGCGGCUCGGGCUGCUCACUCCUAACGUUCUUAGUGAACCCGUGGCGCAGAUAGCGACCCAGCAGGCAGUUCUCAUCGCCAAGAUCGCCAGAUUGGACUGCCCGAUGCACUGGCCAAACCUAGUUCCUGACCUGCUCGGAGCGCUGAAAGCUCCUCAGCCGCUGGUCCAGCACCGCUCCCUGCUCAUCUUCCACCACAUCGUCAAGGCACUGGCUUCCAAGAGGCUAGCUGGGGAUCGCAGGACAUUCCAGGAGCUCACAAACACCGUAUACUCCUUCAUCCUGAGCCUCUGGCACGAGAACACGGAGCUGUUCCUCCGCCACAUCCGAGAGGGCGCCACCACCGAGCUGAUCACCGAACACCUGGAGAAGGCCCUCCUCUGCCUCCGCGUCCUGAGGAAGCUGACGGUCUUCGGCUUCAGGAGGGCCCACGAGAGCCAGGAUGCCGUGGCUUUCCUCAACGUGGUGUUCGACCGGGCUAAGACCAGUCUAGAAUGUAGAAAACUCCUCAAAGGCCGCGGCAUAUACCCCCUGGAACUCUGCGAGAAAUUCAUCAUCCACCUAACCAAAGUUGCGUUAGGGGUCCUAGGGGUCCACCCCUUGUCCUACGUGCCCCUAAUCAGACCCUCCCUGGAGUUCGCCAUGUACUACUGCUUCACGGAACAGGGCAUGAGCUUCGUGUACGAGCGGUUCAACAUACAGUGCCUGAACAUUGUGAAGGGAAUUCUGCAAUGCGUGGAAUUUAAGCCGCCGAAGGGGGAUCAAGUCAAGGAACCAUUGACCCUGCAAGCCCACCAGAUCAAGAUGGAGGUCCUGGACACGGGCGCCGUGUGCCACAUGUGCCGGGUGCUGGUGGCGCGCUACUUCCUGCUGGCGGCCGACGACCUCGCGCUGUGGGACGCCGAGCCCGAGAGCUUCGCCACCGACGAGGCCGGCGAGAGUUGGAAGUACAGCCUCAGGCCAUGCACAGAAGCGGUGUUCAUGGAGCUAUUCCACGAGUUCCGCGACACGCUGGCCCCGGAGCUGGUGCGUCUACUCGCCGAGCUCCAACACACGCCAUCUGACGCCAGCGACCUUGACGCCAUCCUGAAGAAGGACGCCAUCUACAACGCUGUCGGACUCGCCGCCUUCGACUUGUACGACGAGGUGGACUUCGACGAAUGGUUCACGAACGUGUUGAGCCAAGAGCUGAAAAUAAAAGAUGACAACUACAGAAUAAUCAGGAGGAGAGUUUGUCAAUUGAUAGGCCAAUGGUGCGGCGUCCGCGCCUCCCCCUCCCUCCGCCCCGCCAUAUACAGCGCUCUCCUCCAGCCGCUCGCGCGACCGCAGGAAGACGCGGCAGUCAAGCUAGCGGCCGCCGAGUCCCUCCGGGCCACUAUAGAUGACUUCAACUUCGACGUGGACCAGUUCGCCCCGUUCGCACCUCACAUCCUAGCCGCACUCUACGAACUGCUGGUGGAGUCGGAGGAGUGCGACACGAAGAUGCACGUGCUGCACGUGGUGUCGUACGUGAUGGAGCGGUGCGGCGCGGCGGUGGCGCGCGGCGGCGGCGCGGACGCGCUGUACGCGUGCCUGCCGCAGCUGUGGAGCCACGCGCACAACCACGACAUGCUGCGGGCGGCCGCGCUAGCCGCCUCCGUCAACUUGCUCAAGGCCAUAGGGGAAUGCCCCCCCAACAUUCGUCCCUGGAUCCUAAACGUGGUGAAUGAGUCCACCAAACUGUCGGAGCCCGCGCACGUCUACCUUCUAGAAGAUGCUCUGGACCUCUGGCUCGCCGUGCUGGAGACUUCUCACGUGGCUGACGCGGCCACGCUUCAGCUGGCUGAAAACCUGUGUCCUAUACUUGAACAAACUUCAGAGCACCUCCGCAUAAUAGUGUACAUAAUGCAAGCCUACACCCUGCUCUGUCCUGAAGAGUUCCUACUGGGCGCUGGCGGCAAGUGCAUGAUGCUGUUAGAGGACAUGCUCGGCGACAUGCGCACUGAAGGUAUCCUGACGGUGUUAAAAAUGGCGGAGGUGUGCAUCAGCGUGUCGUUCCCUGAAAGAAACACGUUCCUGGGAGUCAAGGUCAUAUGGCCCAUCCUGCUCAGGGUUAUACACUGGCUAGACCUGGAUGACCUGCCGCUCGUGCUGUCAGUGGAGCUGUGCCUGAUGUCGCGCGUCAUUCUGCUCUCCACCGAUCUCUUUUACAAGGCGAUAGAAGACGCAGCGGCCACCAUGCCCGAGUACGAGUCGGACCCCACGAAGGUUCUGGAUAAGAUAGUCCACGUGUGGACCGAGAAGAUGAACCUGGUCACGCAGGUGGAACGGUGGAAGGUCGCUGGUCUCGGUUUGGCGGCCCUGUUGACAACCCAAAACGCAGUGGUGUUGGGCCGCGCGCCGGCGCUGUUGCUCAACCUCGCCGAGGUGUUGAACGACGUCAUGAAGACGGACGAGGCGGGCGUGCAUCAAGAUAGCCUGGUGUGCGCGGCGGGGUCGCGGCCCGCGUCGCCCCUGGAGGGGCGGGGGGGCGCGGCGCGGUGGGGGGCGGGGGCGGGCGCGGGGGCGGGGGGCGCCGACACGCCGCACGAGCUGCGGCGCCGCGCGCUCGCCGCCACGCAUCCCGCGCACGCGCUGGAUCUGCGCGCCGUCACACAUCAUCAGUUGGAGACCCUCAAAGCCCAAGUGGGUCCGGAGACCUUCGACCGAAUCCUGCAGUCCACCGACAAGGAGACCCUGCAACAGAUCAGGGAAUACAUACCUAUUUGAAUAUAUCUCAUCUAAGAAAAGGUAAGGCCUUUAAAUCACCGCUCGAGUUAUAGUCAA